CUACGUAUUUAUUAACUAGCCGUAGAUUACUAAUAGUUUACUAACAAGGUUUAGUUUUAACAUUUAGAACUCGUGUAUUUGUUAAUAAUGUAAAGUAGUCGGCUUUGCUUGUUGUGCUGCUGAAAACAAACUAGUUUAAGUUAAGUUAUUAUGUUUUACUCAACGGAGAUGCUAGCAGAAUAACAGUAUCUGUAAACUCAAGCAGCAAGUAGGUGGAUUUGUGACCGGUUUUCUUUUUGUUAAAAAAGCGGAGUUAAUAUAUUUUUUACUGUAGACGCGGUUCCCAGAAUGUUCCCUUUAGACUCUCCGUGGAACAUCUCCUUCGCAGGCUGCGGCUUCUUGGGGAUCUACCACGUCGGUGUGGCCAGCUGCCUGCAGGAGCAGGCUCCUUUCCUGGUCCAGAACGCCAGGCACAUCUAUGGAGCAUCUGCUGGAGCUCUCACCGCCACUGCUUUGGUCACUGAAGUCUGUCUGGGGGAGGUUGGUGCGAACAUCAUUGAUGUUGCCAAAGAGGCGAGGAAGAGAUUCCUCGGACCCAUGCAUCCUUCCUUCAACCUGGUGAAGAUCGUGCGCCACAUGUUGCGGCGCACACUGCCAGCUGAUUGUCACCACCGGGCGAGCGGCCGACUGGGCAUCUCUCUCACCCGAGUCACAGACAGAGAAAACGUGCUGGUGUCCCACUUCGACAACAAGGAGGAGGUGGUGCAGGCAUGUGUCUGCAGUGCCUACAUCCCCGUGUAUUGCGGCCUCAUUCCUCCCACAUUUCAAGGAGUGCGAUACGUUGACGGCGGAAUCUCAGACAACCUGCCUCAGUACGAGCUGAARAACACCAUCACGGUGUCCCCCUUCUCCGGAGAGAGCGACAUCUGCCCGCGRGACACCUCCACCAACAUCCACGAGCUGCGCUUCACCAACACCAGCAUCCAGUUCACCCUCACCAACCUGUACCGGGUCUCCAGGGCCCUGUUCCCUCCGGAUCCGAUGGUCAUGAAGGCCAUGUGUAAGCAGGGUUACAAAGAUGCUCUGCACUUUUUAAAAAGGAACGGUUUGCUUAAUUUCAAUGGGCCUCAAAGAGACAGACCCCUGCUGACCAACAGAGAGGAAAAGGAGGCUGCCAAUGAAGAGCAAGAUGAUGAAGAUAAAGAUAAGCUGCAGGUGCAAGCGAAAGCAGUGAUGGUGUUUUCCAGCUCUUCACUGGACGAGCACAUCAUCGAGUAUCUUCCACCCACGCUUCACAAAGCUCUCAUCGAGGCCUGCAUGGAGAGGCGGAGCCUGGUGCAGUCGCUAGGCAACCUGCUUCCUGUCCGGAUGGCCUCAGCCAUGAUGCUGCCCUACACUCUCCCUCUGGAGUCUGCCAUGUCUUUGACCCUCAGACUUCUGGAGUGGCUGCCAGAUGUGCAGGAGGAUGUGGGAUGGAUUCGAGAGCAGAUAUUGAAAAUCCUCCAGUGUGUUCUCCGUCAGGCCUCCAAAAGCUUUUCCCAGCAUGUUUCUGCCAGGUUGUUCUGCCAGCUGGAGCUGCGCCACUACAGGUCCCUCCCACCCAGAUCCAGCUCCACCAGCCUGCUUCCCACCUGGGUGAACAGGAGCGGCUCCUCGGUCCAGGAUGUCUUCGAGCGUCUCGACCACUACAAGAGGCAGCUGCUGUCCGGAGUCCUCUGCAUCAAUAUGGACCUGCGAGGCUCCUUCAACACCGGCGUCUCGUCACCAGACAACAGCCGCCCGUUCAGCUUCUUUCAGCAGGACUUCCCCGCGCGCAGUGAUUGUUUUAACGUCCCACGAGAUGGCAAACCUGGUAAACCUCUGAGCAGAUCUAAGAGCUUCUGGUAGGCUUCUACUGCAAGCAUAUUAGAUCCAGAGAUAUUGCAGCUGAAUCAGAUUUUAGGAUCUGUUUUCUCUCAUGUUUUUGGACCAAACGCCUGUCUCUGACAAUCUGUCAGUCUGGAGUACAUCUACAUAAGUACGCUUAGACUUGAGAUAACAUGAUUUAAAAAAAAAAAAAAAAAAAGCAAGUAUUUAGGAUGUUAGUGGAACACAGUCAAAGUGAGAGAGAAGAAGUGUUUUUUCCUGCCUUAAGCUGCUUCUGGAUCACAGGAAACAGGACAAAAAGGGAAAAAAAAAAACCUUGGAGUUGGUUUGUUACAAGGCAGUGCUCCAUUUUAAAAAUGCAAGUGUAAAUGCACUACAGUGAAACAAAUAUCACUUUUUGUCUGUUUCUGUGUGCGUAUCAAUGCUAAUGUCUGAACAAUUAUUUUACCAGAAAGUAUUAUCCCCUUAAUUUACAGGUAAAUUAUAACUCAUUUUGAAUGUAGUUGUAAUUGUUUUUAAUUGCUGCUUAGAAAUGAUUUUUUGAAAUGUAGUUGAUUUUACAUUACGUGUGAUUUUUGACUAGUCAGAGAAUCAGUUUCAUUUGAAUGUAUUUGACUGAAUUUGCACUUUGUCUCCUGUAUAAGUUUAGCUCUUUAAAUACUUAUGUACUGGCUGUACUAUACAUUAAAAAUGUGACUUUUUAAUGCUUGUGAAUAAAAGUUGAAAGAAAUGA
This is a messenger RNA of Austrofundulus limnaeus, 2539 nucleotides long. RefSeq names its product patatin-like phospholipase domain containing 2 (gene pnpla2). The transcript has 9 exons. The coding region runs from base 289 to 1827 and encodes 512 amino acids. Gene Ontology annotation, molecular function: triacylglycerol lipase activity. Gene Ontology annotation, biological process: triglyceride catabolic process; lipid homeostasis; positive regulation of triglyceride catabolic process. Lineage: Eukaryota; Metazoa; Chordata; Actinopteri; Cyprinodontiformes; Rivulidae. The record is from RefSeq and is a predicted model, not a curated record. Gene Ontology annotation, cellular component: membrane; cytoplasm; lipid droplet.